UUUUGCCAUCGCUUGCGCCCGGUUCGUCGGGAUAAUACUCUUAUUAGUUUGGAUGUGAUCGUGCUACAUGGACUCCAACCUUACACUGAAAUCCAGCGAUUCCCCCCGUCCUGGUUUAACUGAAUGGCAAACGUAAAAGUCGCGAUUCGAGUUCGUCCUCCGAACUCAAGGGAGAGAGUGGAUGGAGGGAGGAUAGCUGUACAGGUGGAGGACAAUGUGGUGAGAAUAAAAAAUGUUAAGCCGGACGGGCGUCUAGACGGGCGGGCGGAAGCUGCAGGCGACUGCAGGCAGAGGCUGCUGGAGUUUGCCUUCGAUUACUGUUAUUGGUCUGUGAACCCAGAGGCACCCAACUAUGCCUCGCAAGAGGAGGUUUUCCAGGACCUGGGCGUGUCCGUGCUGGCUGGGGCAGCCGAGGGCUACAACGUCUGUCUGUUUGCGUAUGGGCAGACAGGCUCAGGGAAGACCUACACCAUGAUGGGAACACCAGAUUCUAUUGGAUUGACGCCUAGGAUCUGUCGAGGUCUUUUCAGAUCUCAUAUCGACUCUCCUGAUGGACAGAACUGCAGAGUUGAAAUCAGUUUUUCAGAGAUCUAUAACGAACGCGUGCGUGAUCUUCUCAGAGGGACAAACCAGAAAAAGCCGCCCUCCCUGCGCGUGCGGGAGCACCCAGAAAAGGGACCCUAUGUGCAGGGUCUCUCUCAGCAUGUGGUGUCAGAUUACAAGCAGGCAGUAGAUCUGUUGGAGGAGGGCAUUGCUAACCGCAUCACAGCAGCCACUCAUGUUCAUGAUGCUAGCAGCCGAUCACAUGCCAUCUUCAGCAUCCAGUACACACAGGCUAUUCUAGAGAAUAACCUCCCCUCUGAAAUAGUGAGCAAGAUCAACUUGGUGGAUCUGGCUGGCAGCGAGAGAGCAGACCCACAGUACUGCAGAGACCGCAUCACCGAAGGAGCCAACAUCAACAAGUCCCUGGUCACUCUGGGCAUCGUUAUCUCUGCCCUCGCCCAGAACUCUCAGAUGUGCAGCAGCAGUCAGAGCAUCAACAGUGUGCUGAGCGAGGGCGAGGGCAGCCAGUCCAGCUCGCUGUCCGGCAUCGGCCGUCGCCUCUGCUUCAUCCCCUACCGAGACUCCGUCCUCACCUGGCUCCUCAAGGACAGCCUGGGCGGCAACUCCAAGACCAUCAUGAUCGCAACUGUCUCUCCUUCCUGUAGCAGCUACAACGAGACCCUCGGCACCCUUCGCUACGCGGCUCACGCCAGGAACAUCGUAAACAAGCCCAGAGUCAACGAGGACGCCAACGUGAGACUGAUCAGGGAUCUGCGGGAGGAGAUCGACCGGCUGAAGAGCAUGCUGCUGAGCUUCUCCAUGCAGAGGAACCCCAGCCCGUCCCUGAGCGAUGAGCGAGAUAGCAGCCUGUCGGACAUGGUGCUGCAGAACGAACUGAAGGUGGAACAGCUGACUAAAGACUGGUCAGAGGGCUGGCGCGACAAGCGAGCGCUGCUGGAGCGUUACAGCGUGGACAUUAACCAGGACAGAGCUGGCGUUCAGAUCCGUUCUCUCCUGCCCCACCUCAUCGCCCUGGAGCCGGAUGUGCUGACCACAGGAGUCACCAUCUACCACCUCCGGGAAGGGGUCACCAGAAUUGGACCUGAGGUCCUGCCAGAGGGUUCGGCAUGUGAAAUUGAGAAUCAGAACGGGAUAGUGACCCUUAGGCCCCUCCCACACAGCGUCUGCAUGGUCAACAGCAGAGAUGUCACUGAACCGUGUAGACUUGCACAAGGUGCAGUGAUAACAUUAGGAGGGCUCCGCAAGUUCCGCUUCAACCACCCUGCAGAGGCAGCUGUUCUAAGAGAGAGGAGAAGGACCAGCGAGGGAGGUCUGCUUUGUAGCUCCUCGGUGCAGGACGAGCUCACCCUUUGCUUGAGGAUGGCGGCAGCAGGUAGUCAGGAGCUCGGUGACGGACCUCCUCCAAGACAGCGGUUGGAGGAGCAGCAGCGCUAUGUGGAGUGUCUGCGGGAGGAGAUCCAGGUGGAGCAGAGGCGAGCGGAGAGAGAUCUGGAGAGGGAGCAGGCGCACCUGCGACAGCAGCGGGCCGAGAUCCUGCAGUGGAUUUUGGAGGAAAAGCAGCAUCUUUCUGUCGUCAGGGAAAGGGGAACACUGGAAUCAGGGAUGCAGACGGAUCUAAUUCCUCUGCCUGCACUGGCUGGUGUUAAUAAGGAUUCUCUGGAGGAAGGUGACCCUGAAAUGGUGAAUCCAUUGAUGAUCGUGGUGGGUGUUAGGAAACGGGUGGUGCAGGAGGAGCUCCUAAAACACCAUGCACUUCGAAGGGCCGAGAAUCGCAUUCGCCGCAAAAGGCUGCAAUACCAACUGGAGAGGAUCGCUCGCAAGCGCCAUCUGCUGGAGGCAAAGCGAGAGCUUCAGAGGCUGGAGAAUGCAUUUGCGGUGGACGGAUUGUCGUCCCCUGAGCUGGCAUCUCCUAAGUGCAGGGGCCGACUGGUACUGAGAAGGCAUUCAUUCUCUGCUGAUCUUCUGUCUAGACUCUACACUCAUCAAACACCCAUUUUCAGCCAGUUUCUUAGGAGGAAUAGAUCAUCUGAGUUCACAGCAUCUUUCACUAGGUUUGCAUGUCCUGGGAAGUGGGGAUCUGAGGAAUAUCUUCCAGAUCAAAUAACUAGAGGCCGCUCCAACACUAUGCCCUCAAGGUAUGGUCAAGGAACCUCUAGUAGAACAGGUUCCUCUGAGAACCUCAAAACAUUCCCAAAGGAAGAUCGAACAUCAGGUGGAAUGACUGGGGGGAAAGCUCAUUCAGUGGAUCCUGAAUCAUUAGUCUGCAAUCACACAGAAGAUCAUAACAUAUCCUCACAAACUACACUGGCUUCAGAUAAUAGAGAAUCUAAAAGGGUACUGCCAAUAAUAAAACAAUCAAUAACACAGAAAUCCUCACCUAAGGGUACCAAAAGUUUACCCUGUGGCAGAAGUAAGGGCUUGGAGACAAUCCGCAAAGCACUUUCGCGAUCAGUUGGCUCAGGCAUAAAGACAGCAUUGUCAAAGGUCUUUCGCAAGCCUCCGUUAGGUUUAAGAGGUAGCAGAGGUGCUAAAUCGGCUAGCAGGGCAAAAGCGCAGUGUAUUGGGGAAGGAAAUAAAGUGAAAGCUGUGGGAGAGGCGAGGACAAUGCAGCAGAAUUGCUCUAUUAAAACAGCGAUGUCUUGUGAGGGUUUGGCUCACCUUGCCUCAUUAAAGGACAAGAAACACAGACGCUGGCACAGCGCUGAGGCCCUAACAAAUAACACUGGAAAAUGGCUGAAGAAACAAGAAGAGUUGACUGAAUGGGUAGAGAACAGUAAGGAUGACUCUUCAGACUGCGACAGCCUUUUCUCAGUGGACUCCCUCUCAUCAGCCUAUACCAAAGCUCUGGCUGAGCAGCUGAAGCAGGAGAACUGUGAGCCCAGCGAGGCAGAGAGUGAGGACAGUCAGAUGUCCAAGGACUCUCUCGUCAUGGACAUUAGCAGGAAACUCGGCACUGCCGGGCCAGUGCCAAAGGCCGUUCAGUCUUCGUGUUGUAGUUUCCAGUCCUCAUUCAACCUACAGUCAGGCACUGGAAGAGAAAAAUUAUGGAACACCAAGGAAAUGCCUACAGAGGCUUUCUGGAGCCUACAUGGGAGUCCGAAGAUAGUGGCAAAGCAAUCUUCGCAGCCAGUACCUGAGUCCAGAGCCUCCAGUAAUGCCAGUGUCAGAGAGCCAGAGAAUUUACUUACUGAUGCGUGGUCCUCCACUGAUGCAGCAGAUAGUCCUCGUAGCCUCAGAGCCUCAGGGGGCUUCAUGAAAAAGGCACUACACACGCCAGCAGGGAGCUGUAGCAACCAAAGCUCGGCUAGUCUCGAUCUGUCUAGUACAGUGAAUGAGUCAGAAGGCCAAAGAUCACCCUACUCUGCAUCACUUGAACAUCAGUCUUCUGAAAGGGAAACAAGCUUGGAUUAUUAUUGGAAGGAACAUGACUCUACCUACUGUUCCACAUCUGAAAGCACCAUAUUAAACAUGAGUGAUGAGCUGUUGAGUAAUUCUAAGUCACAGUACAAUACAGAAGAGGCUUGCAUCACUGAGAAUGUGGUGAACAAUCCCUCCUCUGACACAAACACACAUCAACAUGACACAUUACGCACUAAUAAAUCAAUGACAUCAGAUUCAGAAUCUCUGGAAGCCUAUGAUAUGGAUGUACUAAUAGUCAAUACUUAUUCCAAAGAUAAUGAUGGUAUACCAGAUGAGAGUUCUUCAGGAUGCUUACCAAGUGAAUCCCUUAAUGGGUAUUUGCAGAGUAGCACCACGAAUCAAACUAUCCUUGAUGAACACACAAUUCCUUCAUAUGGUGGGAAUGUCUAUAUGAAAAGAUGUUCAAAACAGGAUGAGCAUUUUACACAGACAUUGCAAGAAACAGGAUAUACAGAAGGUUUUGAUGCUUUUCAGUUUGACAGUGAUUCCAGAAAUAUUAGUGUUCCUAAAAAUGAUGGACACCACUCAUCUGUAGAAAGCCUCCAUUCAAAUAACGCUAUCCAUUCAGACAAUGAUUUGGGAAAUGUUAAGGGGUGCUUCAUAUUGUCCGAUAAGGAACACCAUCACGUAGUAAUGCACUGUUCAGAAACAGGAGGUGAAUUUUCACAGAAGGCUCAAAGCAGGACCGAGCAUGUAGGAGAAGCUGUGGGUGAUGGGAAAUCCUUGGUGCAGUAUCAAGGAGUGAGUGUUUUUGCCUCCACAGAAAGUUGUACAGAGAAUUAUAAUGCAAGAGAUACCAAAGACUACACUUUUGUAACAGACAUGAAGGAAGAAAAUUACAAUGAAUUAGCAAACACUUUAAAACCAUGUGAUGUACACCUAAACCAAGACUCUUACAAUGCAUCAUAUAAGCACUCAAAAAAAAGUAUCAAAACUGCUCAUGAUGUCUUAACAGGCAAUAUGCAAAUUCUGAAGAGCUGUAUAGGAUCUCUUCCUCCAUGUGAUUUUGCUGUUGUAGAGAUUAAAGCAGCAACAAAGUUUGAUGACAGUUCUAGUACCAGCAAAGACUCAGCAGGUAAACUUUCACCAAUAAAAAAUGAGACGUCAGUGAAGUCAUCCAGUGACCACAAAAGGGGGAACUUGGAACAAAAUUCAAAAGUGCCAUCAGUGGGUAACGCUGUGUACCGAAACAGCAGCAGUCCUGUUGCUAACUGUACAUCUGACAACAGAAGUGCAGUUAUGAGUACCAACCAGCAUAUGAUAGCCCAGGAUCUCAUGAAUGAUGAUGAAAUGAGUAUGGAGGAAGUGAAAUAUGAUGCAUCUUAUGUUGAGGUUAUGGAAAGAGAAGUAUUGUGUAACAGAAAGAUUUAUCUUUCAAUAAAUGAGAAGAUAUCUGAAGUGGUGAAAGAACACCUGAAUAUGUCUCUAAAAGUGGAUGUUGGUGAAGACAUUAGUAGAGAACUAGAGCCAAAUGGCACAAUCUCAGCAAACGGCGUGGAUGAUCUUAUGAAAAUUCAGAGCAAACAUGAAAUUGGACCUGAAAGUUCACAUACACUUCUAUUUGAGACUGAGCCAGAACCUCCUACUGAAGAGAGCGCCAGGGAUAAAGCAGCUAUCUGUUGUCACCAAAAGGAAUAUAGUCACACAGAGAAAGAAAUUGUUUUACACCACACUGCAAAUGGAUUGGGUUGCCUGUCCGGGUCCAUGGAGAGCUGUACUGUAGAAAUAAAGGACUCUGAUAAUCACAGUUUAUGUAAACCUGUGCCAUAUGCAUUCAAUGGACAAGGCCUGGGAAACAUUAAGUCACCCAAAGCAAGCAAUGUCUUAAGUGCUGAAUCAAUUGAUAAUCAUCCUGAUGAUUUGCUCAACCAAGUGAUGAAGGAAAGAAGCAAGCCCAGGCAUCUGACUUUGAUGUCUAGUGAUAUAGAAUGCACUGAAGUCCUUCGAGGUCCUGACUAUGUCACCUCUAAACCCUCAGAAGAUGACCAGUGUGCACUGAUGAAAUCAGAGACUACACCAAUCGGUGAUCCAUGCCAUAAUCUCACUCCUACAAGCACCGCUGUAAGGACAGAGUCUGGAUUUGGCUUUGCAGCGUGCACACAAGAGAAGGCUCCUGCAAGAAACUGCUUACCAGAGAUGUCAAGUUCAUCAAAAAUAAAUGAUGUUCAGGCUUCAGGUCGAUACUCAGAAAUCAUGGUAGACCACCUGACAUUUGAAAUGCAGAAAGAGGCAGCCCUGAGUAAACCCGUGAAGGCAAGUAAAGCAGAUAUGGCUGCUGAAUUUCAGCAGGUAUUGGAGGGCGGUACUACUGCACAUCUUGGCAAUGAGCGAAAGAUUCAGUUUACAAAAAAUAUUCAGUGCUCAUUUAAUUCAAAUCUAUGCCACGAAGCAGCUGAAUGUUACUUUCAGGCGGCUGGUUCUAUACCAUUUAACGCACUAGACCAUCAAGAAUGUACUCCAGAAAACCUUGAAAAAUGCCACAUUUCUAUCAUCCAAGAUCACAAUACAGUUGAGCAGAAUACCUCUAGCAUCAUGACUAAAAGUAAUAACAAUAAUCACACUUACUAUGGAGAACUAAACAAAGAUACCACUGUUUCUCAAGCAAGCCAGGCUCUACUAAAAACACAUGCUCCGUCGCAGCCACAGAGAGAAAGCCGAUCACAGGUCAUCCAAAGGGUCAUUAUGGACAGAAACACUUAUAAUGGGCCUCAACCCGAUCAUCAGGCAGCAUGUAAAGGGGACAGUAAGCAUCACAGAAUCGAAAGGAAUAUUCAAGAUGAAGAGAUGCUGGAGCCUGCAAACGAACUGCGAGUUUGCAGUUCAUCCACACUCGCUGACUCUGCCGGCUCACCAAGAAGAGCAGACCAGACAGACACAGGAGAGGUGAAUAAACCUGAGGCCAAAUCAGCAGCCACUUCUGACCUAACUAUGUCUUUAAAUAUGAACCCAAAGAGAUAUGGUAACAACAAAUCUGAAUUCAGUCAAAAGGCAACUGUUGGAGAACAUGCCGUGCGGUUCACGCCCUGUGGUAGUAACGAUGGCCGUUCAAGAAUAAAGCCAAAAAGAUACAGAAGGGCCCAUUUUACUGCCCCUCCAAGUUCAUCCACAGACUCAACACCUGAUUCAUCCUUGGAUGAGACUGCCAAAACUCUAAUCCAGCAAUGUAGCAGGACUGUUCAAGCCACACCUGGCGUACCUGCUGUUGGCAAAAAGAAUGCGGUUGCUGAAAAUGAAUCCGAAAGUCUCUCACCUGAUAAACUGUGUACAUCUUCUGUGGUUAGUCAAGGAGACUCGAGCAUGAGAGAAAGCUAUCCUCUGGAGAUUGAUAUUGCAAACCCUAGAGUAGGAGUCACCAUAGGUAACACUACUGGCGAAGCAGAGGAGAAUAGUCUCCGACAUAGGCCAAGUCAUCUCACGACGAAGAUAUUUAAAACUGGGCUGUCAAACACUGGUGAAGGAGUUUAUUUAACCAGACAUGUCCCGAAUGGCAACAAGCAUAAAGAAGCACCAUCGUCUGACAAAAAUCUCAUGCAAAAUAGAGAACCUAUGCUCCAUUUUGCUUCAAGUGACAUCAAUCCCUUUAUUCACACAACAAAAGCUGAUGAGUUGCUCAGAACUGUGCCCAAAAAUCAGGCAUUUGGAAGUGCUGUCAAUAUAUCCCGCCUACUUUCUCCACUAGAAAGUUCAGAAAAGCAUAUAACCAGAUGCUGCAGCGUGGACAAUGGGUUGAAUGUCCUGAAUUCUCCUUUUAACUCUCAUUUGAGUAGUUAUGCAAUCCACAAGGGGCUUUCUAGUACAUUAAGUAGUGUUGAAGAUUCUAAAGAACAUAGUUGCACAGAGUCCCAGCUGAAGGGACUUUGUCAUACCUCUUUUGUUUUUAAUGAGAAGACCUUAGCAGAUUUAAGCAGUGAAUCUUGCAACAAUACCUCAGACUUGGGUCAUAGCUCUGGCCAAGUUGAUGAAAUAGUACUGGUCUACUCUUCUGACCAUGAAACCCAAGAAAGUGGACUCAAGGGUUUAAGUAAAUGUGAUCACAGCACGCAGACAUUUGUGUUUGAUGAGGACCUGAAGAAAAAACUCAGACACAAGAGAAGCCACACCCAGGUACCUGUGUCCAGUCAGACACAUGGAACAUCAACCACAUGGGCAAGUCUACAGAAUAUGUCUGCACAUCUCUCAGAGUUGAUUCUUAACACAUCUGACCUUCUGGGAAACAUUCAGUGUAUGAGAUCAGGGGAAAGGUUUCUGCUGUAUGAAAAUCCAGCAAAAAACAGUAGUUACAUUUCAGCGGUUCACUCUGACAAGUAUUGUAAGAGCGAUGGCUCCACCCAAACUGUUGUAGAUAUCGGUAUCCAGACUGAAGACACUUCAAUGCUGAUGAAGCAAAGCAAAGUUGUCAACCAAAGCCCAGCUGUGGAGAACGCCAAAGCACAUGAGGUCAAUGUGACUGUCAGAGUGAUUGGUACAGGUUCUUGUGGUGCAUCAAAGCAAGAUGGAAUCACAAAGUCCUAUAGCGAAUGGUGUGAAAAUAAACAGCCCUUUGAGACUAUUAAAAGUAUGCCUGACUUGCGCUCUGAAGGCUUACCUCCCUCUGUGCAGCUGGACAGGAAGUUAGAGGUUUCAGCUUCAAAGGUGGUUUCCCUAGAAAAUGUUGUAGCCAAUCAGAGCUACCCCAGCCCAAAGGCCGUAACUGCUGCCACUAUAGAUCAUAUUAGUAACCCCUCUUCCAAAUGUUUUGGAGUUUGUGCUCACAGAAAAGGCAGUUCGGCGAUAUCUGCAAGGGACAAUCAAUUAAAUCAGAGAGAACCGAAGCCAAGAAAUUGCCCUGAUAAACGAAUAUUGGUUAUGGACCGUGCUUCCUCACCGAUCCUUACUGUGGAGGUGCCCAGUUGCUUUCAGAAAGAGAAGACAAAGUCUGCUCAGUGCUUGUCCAAUCACAAGAAAAGUCAAAGGCACAGGCCUUCUGAAACACAGCUGUCAACAUCAUUCAAAGGUUUACUUGAAAGCAAGCAAAUGUCCACCACUGAAAAUCAAGCACUGCACCAAACAGGUCAGUUUCACAUACGUCAGAAAGAAACGAUUCGUGACAACAGACAAGCACUUUCUGUGUCUCUUGAAAAUUUGACUGACACCAGUUGCACAAAUGCAGACAGCUCGGUGGCAUACUCCAUAGAAAGUAUUCAUUCCUCUGGCACACACAACGAAGGGAGAAAAAAACUCUUUAAUAGAGUCCAAAGUGGAGGACUGUCUCAGUCCGUUUUGUGUAGUUCUCAGUCUUGCAGUUGCUCUUCCUCAGUCAAACAUGGGCAGCCUGAAAAUUGUAGCCAGAGCCAAUUGAAAUCUUCAACACCCCUCAAUCAAAGCUACAAAAACAGCAUGCUGGAAUAUAACCGCAGUUUUUCUGAUGGUAUGGGGAAGUGCUGGAAUGAUAUGAGCAAAAGAAUACUACAGCACCAAGAGGAAGAUGCGGUAUCACUGUCUCCAAGUGAGUGCAAUACAGAUGUCCUGGUCAAUGUCGAUCCACUUACUGACACCAGUCCCAUCAAAGAGGACCAACAGCUUCCUGAAGACUUGCCAAUGCACAACAAGUUUAAUAAUUGGUCAGGCAUCAAUCAACCACCACCAGCAGGGCUCACCAACAAAAGCAAUCCUACUGUGGCGAAAAACUCAGGUGUUAAUACUCAGAAUCUCCAUACAAGUCUGGCAGAGUCAGAAAGAACUGGAUCUGGGCCCAAGCCAGAGUUCUUGGAAGUGACUGAUAAAAGAACAAGAGAGAUUGAGAGACUGCGGAAGGACCGGGAGCAGGUAAUGGCCUCUGUGCGCUUGGACCUGAGUUCUCCUCAGCUGAGUGUGGAGCUCAAAGAGGCAAAAUUGCACUAUGGCCUAGGGGAGACAGACACGAUGCUGAAGCUGCUGAAGUCCAGCCCCAGGGAGGAGCCUGUCAUCUCCACCAAUCAGCAGCUCUAUGAGAGACACAGAAGGAGCAUUGACGGCUUGAGGAAGGAGAGAGAAGCUCGUCUUCAGACGUGCCGCCGGGCUCGAAGCCUCAGCCCCAGCAAGCACCCGAACUCAUCCGCCCAAAGGCCUUCCCAUCUGCCAAGCCGACGGAGGGAAUACCUGCAGCAGCUCCGCCAGGAAGUAGUGCAGACCAGCAGAGUUCCUGACCCACAGAGAAGAGGGGGUCAGUAUCCCCCCGAUAUUGAGCUCCUCCUGCGUGAUUACAGUCGGGCACGAGAAGAGGCAAGGACGGAGAUCGCCCGUGCUCGAGAGCGACUCCGUGAGCGGACGGAGCAGGAGAAGAGGAGAUUACAGCAGCAGGCUCUUGCACAGGCUGUGAAGGACGACAUAAAGAUUCGCACGCGUGUCAGCAACAGCACCUUGUGCACGGGUUCCAACCUAAGCCUCUCCUCCGGACCUACAUCUGGCUACAAUAGCAGCAAUGCAGCUUUACUGAAAGAUAGUGGCUCUCCAUCACUACAGAUCCCUGGGAUAUCAGAUGCAGGCUUCAGAGUCAAGAAUCAACCUUCUGUCAUCCCCUUUCAAAACUCUAAGGCUCCGCGGGUGUGGCUGUCAGCUCAGGAUGUUCGCCUGGAGACACCUCCCUCUGGAUUGGAGCUUCAGUCCUGCUCAUCUCCGUCGACUCCACCUGCGCGGCAGCGCACCUUUUCUUUCGGUUGGCCCUCGUCCGUUUCCACAUCGUACCAAGACAUCGCUGACUGCACUCUUGACAGUGCCCUGUCAGAGGUUCAUUUAGCCUCUGGUGGAGACCUAAGGAAUCUUCUGGAGGGAAAGGCUGCAGCUGGCUGGAGGCAUCAGGGUAUGGAGCGAGGGGUUCAGACCUUCCACAGGCCAUCCUCCAGGCCCUCUGCUCAUGGGUUUCUGGGAGCCAUGGAGCUGGACAGACCUCUGGCUAGUGUGUGGAAUUUGAUCCGAGACCACUCUAAGACACACCUCUUCCACGAGUCUCUCAGGUCUGCCUGGACGCGCUCCCUAGAUGACAGCACGCAACUAGUCUACCUGCUGACUGAUCCGGCCAACUGUCAUCUUAAACAGCCGCGGGAUUUUUGUUGCCUGAGCACUGAGUCCAAACAGAAUGAUAUGUGGGUGUUGGCCAUGCAGUCUGUCUUUGAGGAGUCUCUCCCUCGCCCCAGUGCGGACACCAUACGUGCAGAGAUGCUUCCCAGUGCAUGGGUCCUUCAACCCAGCCAGUGUCGGGAUCGUAUCGUGCUCAUAGUAACGUAUCUACUACAGGUGGAUUUGGGAACGCCAUCCCUGCCUAAGAGGUUUCUGAAUGUAGUGGCUCGGAGCCAAGCAGCCGUAAUCGCAGACCUUGAAUCCUUUUUGUCCUCGUGAUGGACCAGGUUCCAUGUAGCAACAAGCACUUAUUUUAAGGCCCUUAAAGCCCUUCGCAGAGACUUCGCACCUCAUUCCUUUUUUCUCUGGUUCUUUACCACUGAGCACUGAUAUGAUUUAUGUAUAGAAAAAUAUGAUGUGAAAUUUUUUAUAUUUUAUUUGUGUGUCUUUUUUACAUUUUAUCUGCUCUUUAUGGUGCUUCCAUGUGCCAAGGUGUUGAUAAACAUCUGGUCUAAACGUUUUGUUGCUGGUGGUUUGUCCAAACACCCAUGUAAUUCUUAUAGGUAACUUAUGAAAUGUACUUGACAUAAAUUAUUCUGCUUAUUAUUAGACAUAUUUAGAUUAAAUAAAUCCAGUAUUCCUUAGGUGUCUAUCCUCAGCCUGAAGCUAAUUUUACUGAGCUUUAAUAUUAAAGGAUGGGGUAUUUCCUAUCCAUCAUGUAUUUCCCAUCAUCUGUUUCUUAUCUAUUAUCUAUUUCCUAUCUGUUAUUUUCCAUCAUGUAUAAUCAAGUGCAGCACAACUCCAUCGAUAGCUUUAGUACUGAGAAAUGUAUCUGCAACUUCUCACUGGGCAUAAGCAAAUUUUAUUAUUGAGGCCUUGAAAAACCCCUCAAAUCCCUUUCUGGAAAAUGGGAACUUUUUUCCAAAGACACAUGAAUAUACUGUGUGUUUCCCAUUCUCAAAAAGGAGAUUUCCUCGAUGCCUUUGGGGACUUAACUGGCUCCCCCAUUGGACCGUGUUAAAUUCCUGUGAGAAACUGUACAACAGUAAGUUUCGCUGCCAGUAAGUUCAUGCUGUCAUUGAAUUUAUUACACAUGAUUAUAAAAGAUGGGAAAAUAUUGUAGGAUAUUGUAAGAUAUGGCUUGAAAACUAGUCAACAUUGUCUUUAAAAGCUGAGAUAUUUGAAACUUGAAUUUGACAAACUUUGCAAAGAAGCCUUCUGGCUGAAUAUGUGUAAUAUGCAGUAUAGAACAUCUGCAUCACAACUGCAACACAUGUCCAGUGCAGUUUUCAAUGGGACCGAGACCACAGUUAACUUAAAACAACCCAAUUCCUGCUACACUGUAAGUGAUAUGCAAUUUGACAAAAAUGUUUUAUUCUACUUUUUACUGUCUUUUGCCCAUUGACAUCUGCAGUAUUUUUUUUUUCUAUUUUCCCCAUGUUUUAUAUUUUAAUUUAAUGUGAUUUUAAGCUUGUAUUCUUGAAACUGUAACAUGAACAAAACUUUGAUCACACUCACGGUCAUAGUUAGCAGUUGUUUGGUAAUCUACUGUAGUUUCAGUCCAAGUAACAGUAACCAUGCGUUCAAGCUAAUAGUUUUUAUCCCAAAGUUCGUCCAAUAGGAUUGAAAUGUUAGUGCAUUUCAGUAAUAUGACAAAGUGUAAAUGUCAUUGGAUGUGAAGCACCACUGAAAUGGAAUCUGUCUUCAGGAAAGUUUGGUUCAGACAAGUCAGUUUGCUUAUGUUGAAGAAGGAAAAAACCCAAUUACUGAUCACCUGUGAAAUAAUAGCCACAUCUGUCUAUUUUAUUUUUCCAGAACAUAAACAUCUUAUCUCACAGAGUCAUAUAUUUCUGCACAUGGUAGAUGGCACAACUCGGGUUGCUGUGAGACCACAGUGAUAUUGCUUCCACUUCAUUUCAUUUUGAUCUCUGUUUCUGUCUCUAAUAUGAUUUCAUUCUAAUCUGAUUGUACACCCCCCCCCCCCAAAAAAAAAGAAAUCUGUUAUCAUUAUCAAUGGUAUAAUUUGUCCAGGUACCAAUGUGAGCUAGAUCAUGUAUACAGUAAUAAUACACACUAUAGUUAUGUACACAAUUUUAGGGUCAAAGGCAUGAAAUGCGUGACCACUAAGGAAUUAGAUCAGGCUUUUAAGAAGCACUGCAGAAUGAGACCAGUACAGUAGGCUUUGACUGGAGCCCAUGGUCAAGGACCUGAAGGAUUCAUUUUCCACUAAAACAGAAUCAUAUGGGCUAAUGAAGGAAGCUCCUCCCUUAUUCUUGUCUGUAUAUGCAACCCUGAUGCAAUAUUAGCUAUGAUAUCUAAUCUCUAUUAUAUUGAAAUGUAAAAUAAUUUAUAACAUCUCUUGUGGUUGGUUUGCCUGUUUUCAUUUUUGGUGUUUGUGGUUUGUUUGGUUUUUUUUGUUUUUUUAAUACUUUGGUGAAAUGAAAAGGCUACAGUCGGCAUUUAAUUUAUAUACAAAAGCAUUAUUUUCAUAAAUAUAUUUGCCCUUUCCACGA
This is a messenger RNA of Electrophorus electricus (electric eel), 13571 nucleotides long. NCBI's taxonomy places the organism in Eukaryota, Metazoa, Chordata, Actinopteri, Gymnotiformes, Gymnotidae. The record is from RefSeq and is a predicted model, not a curated record.